Gongylonema pulchrum is the source of this 354-nucleotide messenger RNA. Lineage: Eukaryota; Metazoa; Nematoda; Chromadorea; Rhabditida; Gongylonematidae. The record is from the annotation of a GenBank genome assembly.
AUGCCGGCAUCCGCAGCUACGGUGAUGAUGACGGACGUGAGUGUUGAAAUGCCGCAGCCCGGUACAUCGUCCAGCGAUGGAGCAGCCAGUGUCACUCGUUAUCAUCAAAUGACCGAGCCCAUUAACAACAACAAUAUCACUAAUAACAAUAGUAAUGGAGAAGCAAGUCAAGUGGCCGAAAGUAGCGGAGAUAUGUCAUCACGAAGUGCGCAGCACGAUGAAAUAGACGAUGAUGAAAUGGUACGGGUGAAAUUUCAUGAAACCUCAGUCUCAUAUCUUUCUUGCAAGCUGAACAGCAAGCAACAAAUGCAUCCAAAAAUUGAAAAAGACGAAACGAAAAAAAAAUUGACUUAG